Neurospora crassa OR74A is the source of this 2209-nucleotide messenger RNA. RefSeq names its product cell wall glycosyl hydrolase Dfg5 (gene gh76-7). Gene Ontology annotation, biological process: carbohydrate catabolic process; fungal-type cell wall biogenesis. The transcript has 3 exons. The record is from RefSeq and is a predicted model, not a curated record. Lineage: Eukaryota; Fungi; Ascomycota; Sordariomycetes; Sordariales; Sordariaceae. Bases 404 to 1873 code for a protein of 489 amino acids. Gene Ontology annotation, molecular function: mannan endo-1,6-alpha-mannosidase activity.
GUUACGUUCUGGCCUUGGCUUGUUGCCUUUGAGACCAUUGUAAUGCUUGGCUGUUUUGGACCCCCAAGUGUUGGGUUUGGGAGUGCUUGUUUCUUGUCUUGCUCCGCGUGGUUCCGUUCGCUUGGCACAGUCUGACUGACUUCCAUCCUUUCAUCCCAUCAUCGUCGUUCCAGUUCCUACUCUCGCUAGUCUCAUUUUCUCUCCUGUUUUCACUGUCUUUCCAAGUAAACGACACACAUACUCUGUGAAAAGAGUAUGCGGCUCCUGUGAUUAUUGCCAGCGUACCAACUUCUUGCGUGAAGGCUUUUGCUCAUCGUCCCUCGUUUCAGCGCCCCUCCCGUCCUUCGUUAUACGCUCCAGUGAUCUCGUCGUCCCUCGUUCUCUCGGUUCCCCCCUCUCCGCCAUGAGGUGGAAUGUUGCGGUCUGUGGCCUGAUGGGCCUGCUCGCUCAGUCUGCGACAGCCAUCACCAUGGACAUCGACGAUACCCAAUCGGUCAAGGAUGCCGCCGCUACGAUAGCAUACGGAAUGCUGAAAUACUACACGGGAAACAACACCGGCGACACACCCGGAAACUUGCCGGACCCUUACUACUGGUGGGAAGCAGGCGCAAUGUUUGGCGCAAUGGUCGAUUAUUGGUGGGUUACAGGCGACACAUCUUAUGUGGAAGUGACGACACAGGCGAUUGUACACCAAGCAGGCGAUGCCCGAGAUUUCAACCCCGCCAACCAGUCCCGAACAUCAUCCAACGACGACGUAGGCUUUUGGACUAUCACGGCCAUGAUGGCGGCCGAGGACGCGUUUCCAGACCCACCUCCGGACCAGCCGCAAUGGCUGGCGCUCGUCCAGGCCGUUUUUAACCAGAUGGCUUCGCGCUGGGACGACUUGAACUGCGGCGGAGGUCUCAGAUGGGCUAUCAACGACUUUCAGACGGGCAAAGAUUAUAAAAACUCUAUUUCCAACGGCAUCUUCUUCAACCUCGGCGCACGUCUUGCGCGCUUUACAGGCAACAGCUCCUACGGCGAAUGGGCCUCGCGCACCUGGGAUUGGGAACGCUCCAUCAACCUGAUCACGGACGAAUACGACGUCAAAGACGGUGCCCACUUCGACGUGACAACACACGUAUGCCGCAACGACUCCGGGCCCCACGUAUGGUCUUACAACAUCGGCGUCUUCCUCCAAGGCGCGGCCUUCAUGUACAACGUCUCGACGGGCGCCGAGCAAGAGACGUGGAAAACCCGCGUGGACGGCCUGUUGGGGGCCGUCGAGGCCAAGUUCCUGACCAACGACACCAAGAUCAUCAAGGAAUGGUACUGCGAAUCGGGAUUUUCGGACCGCGGACACCCGUACCAGUGCAACAUUGACCAGCAGACGUUCAAGGGCUAUUUGCUGCGGUGGCUCUCAUCAACUUCGCAAGUCGCGCCCUACACGUACGAACGCAUCAAUCCCUGGAUACGCGCAACCGCCGCCGCCGCCGUCGCGACUUGUACGGGGCCCGUCGGGGCGGCAGCACCGCAAGUAGACAGCGGUGGCAUCCAACCAGGCUUCAAGGGCAUCGACGGGACCGCGUGCGGGUUCAAGUGGACGCAGACGUUUGACGGGUGGGCGGGUGUGGGCGCGCAGAUGAACGCUUUGUCGGCUGUCAUGUAUACCUUGACGCAUAAGGGGGUGGGCAAGGCGGCCAAGGGACCCGUCACGACGGCGCAGGGCGGCACGUCCAAGGGUGAUCCCGGAGCAGGUGUGACGGAUCCGGCGUCGAGAGGAGGGUUGGCGGCGCUGAAGCCCAUCACCAUGGCGGAUCGGGUUGGUGCGGGCAUCGUGACGGCGAUUUUGGCUAUUAGCAUUGUGGGCGGGAGUGUGUUUUUGACUAUCUAAGCAGCCGGGCGUUGUUGGGCUCAGCCGGUGUGGGGAAAUAUCAUGAUUUUUUUUUUUUUUUUGGGUGUUUGAUAAAUGGGCACGCAAUAUAGGCCUCUUUCUUCAAUUCCCCCCAUCAGUUCCUUGUUUUGUUUAAAACACUGCUUCAAAGCUUUACUGCAGCGUUGGGAGGCUUUGCGUGAUGGUGUGAAGACCGAUACUUUUCUGCCUUUUGUUCAUUCUUAGCUUCCACCAUUGUCCAGAACAGCAUGAUGCAAGUAAGGCAUUCGGCGUUAAUUUUGAGCGUACCUCGAGCAACCAUUCUCGGAACCUUGUGACUUGAGUGUUGUUCAUCGC